GGAAAGCACCUUCGGUUUCGGUAUCAGUAGACCCUAUAAAAAAGGUGAGCACUUCAUAGCCCAUCAUUUAGUCUUCUCGAACAAGUUGUCUAAACAAAACUAAAGUGGUAAACAUUGGAUUAAACAGUUUGAAGUGCAGGAGUUUCACAACACAAUAAUAGAAUUAUCUCGUCCUGACAGUGGAGUCUAUGCCAAAUAGUCGAUCCUCUAGCGCCAUGGACCAUGAUGACAGCAGCCAGUCAUCUCUGACUAUAACAGCAUCUGUUAGCGAAUCUCCAAGACGCGCUCGCAAAGCCCAGCCCAACAGCGCCUCUGUCACAGCUAAGCCAGGAGAAACAGUCACGAAGAAUAUCGUGAAAGUGAACGGAGAAUUAGUUAGUGCUCCGACACGGCCACCAAUAUGCCAAAAUGGACUUAACAGUGCCACCAGUCAAAUAGCAACCAUCACGAUUGGGGAGGUCAAUGACCAGAAUGCCAAGCCUAAUGGACAUUGUAGGCCCGUGAAACCUCCAGAAGUCAAACCAGAUCCUCCCAAAUGUUUCCAGAUAUUUGUUAACAACUUUGCAGACAGCAGAAACUAUGCUUUUGAAGUAACUUCCACAUUCCUGGUGGAGAAACUGAUGACGCUGAUCCAACAGAAGCUCGAUAUCCCAUUGGAUCAGCAGAAACUGACUUAUGCUGGUAAGAAUUUGGAGCGCGGAAUGAAACUAUCACAUUACAAUAUACGUGAGCACUCAACAAUUCAUCUGACUGCAAGGCUGAGAGGUGGUUAAAUGUAUUCAAAUUGACUUGAUAGCAACAAUAUUUCAUUAUUUCUGUUUCCCAUCAACGUAAUCCAAUUAAGCAGCUCUUUAUAUACAAUUAAACUGAUGAAGUUUAAAUGUUCGACAAAAGAAAACUCAGCACUGCAGUUCUUAAAGGUUCCAAUGUGAAGUCUACAUUAAGGCUACAUAAACAAUCAACUAAUGAGAUGUUAAUGUCAGAGACAUUGAGAUGUUAAUGUCAGAGAGUUACAUUAAUCAACAGAUUAUGAUUAGCAUGAAUGUGUUGGAACUAUUGUAUUUGUAUUAUUCUGUUAGCGUUGUUAGUGUGUAUUUAGUAUGUACAAACUACAGAUUUGUAACAAAACAAAUAACUUAAGUAAUUUAUUUUUCGUUAUCACAUUGGUGUGAUUGCAGAUAUAUAUAUAUUGUGUCUGUAAUCAUUUUGUAUUUACCCACUAUAAUAUUCAUAAUGUAACGUAUCUGUUCACUAAAAUUCUUGAUUACAAAAGGAUCAUUCCAAUGUGUAAAGAUGUGUAGAACGAACUUAUAUGACCUUGAACUUGUUGACCUAUGAUGUUAGUUUAUUGUGUUCUUGCUGUAUGCAUACAGCUAGGGUCUUGCAUUUUUAAUACAUUCUAACCUUUAUGAAUAUUUUAUGUCGAAAUUUAGCAGUAAACCUACUAGAGUACAACUGCAGCAUUAAGUAGAAUUAGCAAAUAUUUAGUUCUAACUCUUUGAAUUUGUAUUAAAAAUAUUUUAAAACACAUUUGAUGUAGGUGCUAAUUGUUUUUUUUUUUCUCUUGAGAUCUAACAUUUACACUGUUCCGGAGAUUUUAUUACUGUUAAUUCAUAAAAAAGAUGAAAUAAACUUUAAAAACAUU
Molecule: messenger RNA, 1645 nt
Organism: Biomphalaria glabrata
Lineage: Eukaryota; Metazoa; Mollusca; Gastropoda; Planorbidae
Exons: 2
Coding region: 189-773 (194 amino acids)
Biological process (GO): protein ubiquitination; modification-dependent protein catabolic process
Cellular component (GO): nucleus; cytoplasm
Molecular function (GO): protein tag activity; ubiquitin protein ligase binding
Source: RefSeq, a predicted model, not a curated record